UCGGCAACCCGCGGCUCUAGAGCCGCAUGCGGCUCUUUAGCGCCGCCCUAGUGGCUCUCUGAAGCUUUUUCAAAAAUGUAUGAAAAACGGAAAAAGAUGAGGGGGAAAAAAAUACAUUUUUUGUUUUAAUAUGGUUUCUGUAGGAGGACAAACAUGACAUAAACCUCCCUAAUUGUUAUAAAGCACACUGUUUAUAUUAAACAUGCUUCACUGAUUCGAGUAUUUGGCGAGCGCCGUUUUGUCCUACUAAUUUUGGCGGUCCUUGAACUCACCUUAGUUUGUGUCCAUGUAUAACUUUCUCCGACUUUCUAGGACGUGUUUUAUGCCACUUCUUUUUCUGUCUCAUUUUGUCCACCACACUUUUAACGUGAGUGAAUGCACAAAGCCUCAUCCUGCCCGUUGCCAUGGUUAAGUUGAAGGUGGUGAGCGGUUUAUUGGCCGUGGUCGUCUACAUGGUUCUAUCAGAGCUGGCGUUCUUGGAUUACAUCCAGAAGAUGUUUCACUCUCCCAAGAACUACGGCGUAGAGAUUUCAAGACAAAACUACAUGUAUGAACACUACGUGGACACUCACCUGACCAAAGGUCAAAACAAAAGUCAAAACAAAGAGGUGCUUCCUUUGUGUCCCAACACCUCACCUCUUUUAAGGGGGCCAAUCAACUUGACCUUCCCAUCAGAACUCACCCUCGCCAAUGUGCAGCAGAAGUACCCACAGGUGGAACUCGGUGGACGUUACCGCCCGCUUGACUGCGAGGCGAGGCACCACACGGCCAUCAUCAUCCCACACAGGGACCGCGAGCACCACCUAAAGUUCUUGCUUUACUACCUGCAUCCUUUCCUGCAGCGGCAGCAGCUUGAUUACAGCAUCUACGUCAUUCACCAGGCUGGGAACUACACAUUUAACAAGGCCAGGCUGAUGAAUGCCGGCGUCCGGGAGGCCUUGCAAGAGAAGGAAUGGGAGUGUCUCUUUUUCCACGACGUGGACCUCAUUCCCACAGAUGACCGCAACAUAUAUGUGUGCGGAUCCCACCCCAAACACGCCGCCACCGCCAUCAACAAGUUUGGCUUCAAGCUUCCGUACGAUACAUACUUCGGAGGAGUGACUGCUUUCACACCUGACCAAUACCGCACAAUUAACGGUUUUCCCAAUAACUACUGGGGCUGGGGUUGCGAGGAUGAUGACAUCGGGCUCAGAGUGUAUUUGGCAAAAAUGCGUGUCCUACGUCCGUCCCUGGAGGUGGGACGCUACGAUAUGAUUAAACACGGUCACGACAAAGGCAACACUGUCAACCGGCUGAGAUCCAAAUAUCUGGUCAAUGCACUUGAGAAUUGGAAGAGGGACGGCUUGAACGAAGACAUGUAUGAGGUCAUCUCCUGGGAACGCCUACCCCUCUACACCAACAUCACGGUCAACGUCGGGACACCAGCCGGCCUGCAUCCGCCUCCAUAAAUGGCGCCAGCCCCGGCCUGUCAUGUCAGAGGCAACCCGUGCUGCCAGACCUGGGAAAUCAUAACAAGGGCUAAUUAAGGCAUAUUGUAAAUAU
Entelurus aequoreus (snake pipefish) is the source of this 1542-nucleotide messenger RNA. RefSeq names its product beta-1,4-galactosyltransferase 3-like. Gene Ontology annotation, biological process: carbohydrate metabolic process. Gene Ontology annotation, molecular function: glycosyltransferase activity. Lineage: Eukaryota; Metazoa; Chordata; Actinopteri; Syngnathiformes; Syngnathidae. The transcript is spliced from 7 exons. The record is from RefSeq and is a predicted model, not a curated record. The coding region runs from base 405 to 1448 and encodes 347 amino acids.